AUGCGGAUCCGUGGGGAGUUCGCCUUCUGGCUUUACGACUGCGUCUCGGAUCUGCUGCUUUUCUGGCAGUUCCUGAGCCUUUAUUUCUACAACUUUGCUGCCUGCCAGGCCUUUAUCAUCUCCCUCUCCUUGGUGGAGCUUUGCCAGCUUGGCCCUCGAAGGAUCUACCGGUCUGUGUGUCGCUCCCUUGAGCGCGAUUUACGGAGUGACGACUUCCUCCGGCUGCUGCAGAAGGAAAGGCUCGUCGAAGCCCCGCUGUCCUUCAUGCUCCAGAUGUACUCUACAUUUUGGCUGACGACGAAUAGUAUCGCGUACAUACUGGCCAUAUUUUCCAUGCUGGGUAGCCUGCUCAGUGUUGCGACUGCAUGCUUCAUCUAUUUCGAUCUGGCGAUCGACCCUGAUGCUCGCAUGAGCGGCGUCGAGCAGGGUAGCCAGUCGCUGUCCGAAGCCGUAGUUCGCCUGAGCAGUGCUGUGAGCAAUGUCUCUUCUGAACCGGCACGCCCGGCUCCGCUGCAGCCACAAGGUUCCUCGGACGAUGUCCUUCGACACAGAAGUGGGGAGAUAGCCCAAGGCACGCCUCCAGAAGAUUCCGCGGUUUCCCGAUUUAGUGCGAUCAUCCCGCCAGCAACAGUUGGCAAGGUCAUUGGCGCUCAGAGACCCAGCGGGUCCAAGCUGUCGAUCUAG
Messenger RNA from Symbiodinium natans, 684 nucleotides. The record is from the annotation of a GenBank genome assembly. NCBI's taxonomy places the organism in Eukaryota, Dinophyceae, Suessiales, Symbiodiniaceae.